AAUUCCUUCUUGCAUUUUUUUUUCCUGUCCGGACACACCAGAGCCUAAAGUCAGAGCCUGCAAAAACAAAACUUCUCUGUCAACACCAUAGCUAUACCCACGAAGCUUUAAUUUUUAUGCUAAGGCAAAGGAAACGGCAGCGAUUUACUGUAAUUUCGCCCUCUAUGACAUCGCCACCGUCACCGCUCCGUCGUCUUUCUCCGGAACAAGAAAACUCUGUCAUAGUUUCCGCUCUCAAAAACGUCAUCACCGGUUUAGUCCCUUCCUCUUCUUCUUCCUCCACCGUUGACGUCGCUGUUGGCUUUGGUUUGAAUUUCGGUACCCUGACCGUGGCCGGGGGUUCUUCUUCUUCUUCUUCUGCUUCCAUGGUAUUAAAACCGAGUGAAGUUAUGGAAAAGUGCCACGUGUGCGAAUUUGACGGUUGUUUGGGAUGCAACCUUUUCCCGCCAAGUCAACAAGAAGACAAAAACGGAGCCACUGCUAGUAAUAAAAGUAAAACUAAACGAGUAAAGAAAAAUUACAGAGGGGUUCGGCAAAGGCCGUGGGGCAAAUGGGCGGCGGAGAUCCGAGACCCUCGACGCGCCGCUCGGGUCUGGCUUGGAACUUUCAACACGGCGGAGGAAGCAGCACGGGCUUACGAUAAAGCCGCCAUUGAUUUCCGUGGACCAAGAGCUAAACUUAACUUCCCCUUCCCGGAUAGCUACAGCAACGACAAUGUAAUAACAUCAGCACCACCACCAUCGGCCGCCGCAUCGUCGACCCCGACAAAUACCACGACAAUGACAACAACCAUUGUUUUUUCUGAUCAAGAAAUUAAUAGCGUCUCGUUAAAUGCAUUACAACAAGAGAGUGAUCAACAGAAAAAUGCGAGCUUUGAAAUGGGGUUAGGGACUGAGUUUUGGGAUGGAAUAAGCAAUGAUGAUGAGAUUCAACAAUGGAUGAUGAUGACAGGUUUCGGCGCCGACAACAACAAUAAUUCCUCGGACUCUGCCAUGACCAGUACCAGAAAUGCUAAUAGUCCUUGAUAGCAAUUUUAAAUUAUACUGUGUAAGCUAAUGGGUUUUAGUUAGAAAAUUUUCAGCCUUCGGUUCUUCGUUAAAUUUCGAGUUUUCAACGAAGAUGAUCGACGAAAUAUUUAUUUGUUUAGGCAGGUCAUAAUUCAUAAAUUAAUAAUGUAUGUAUACAGUUUAUGUAAGCUUGUUCUACUUCUUUUACGCGAAACUUUUGAAGAACUAAGGAGCAGGAUAAGAUAUGUAAAAGUCACUAUCGUUCGUUAGCUUUUUGGAGUAUUGUUUUGUUUGUUUGUUUCCUGAGGAAAUUAUUUCCUGGAUUUUUCGUUUUGUUGACGACAUUCAACGCUGCAAUUAAAGCGCGCAAAUUGAAAAA
Messenger RNA from Gossypium arboreum, 1386 nucleotides. RefSeq names its product ethylene-responsive transcription factor ERF109-like. The record is from RefSeq and is a predicted model, not a curated record. Gene Ontology annotation, biological process: ethylene-activated signaling pathway; regulation of DNA-templated transcription. The transcript has 2 exons. The coding region runs from base 117 to 1025 and encodes 302 amino acids. NCBI's taxonomy places the organism in Eukaryota, Viridiplantae, Streptophyta, Magnoliopsida, Malvales, Malvaceae. Gene Ontology annotation, molecular function: DNA binding; DNA-binding transcription factor activity.